Messenger RNA from Miscanthus lutarioriparius, 390 nucleotides. Lineage: Eukaryota; Viridiplantae; Streptophyta; Magnoliopsida; Poales; Poaceae. The record is from the annotation of a GenBank genome assembly.
AUGGCGGCGGCGGAUGUGGCGUACGCGCCACCGAUGAAGUCAGGCAAGGCUGGGUUCGAGGCCGGCCUGAUGGAUCCGCAGCACAGGAUCCGCAUCACGCUCUCCUCCAGGAGCGUCAAGAACCUCGAGAAAGUCUGCGGCGAUCUGGUGAAGGGUGCCAAGGGCAAGGAUCUGAAGAUCAAGGGCCCCAUCCGGAUGCCUACCAAGGUGCUCCACAUCACCACCAGGAAGUCUCCCUGUGGUGAAGGUACCAACACCUGGGAUCGCUUUGAGAUGAGGAUUCACAAGAGGGUGAUUGAUCUCAUCAGUACACCAGACGUGGUCAAGCAGAUCACCUCGAUCACCAUUGAACCAGGUGUGGAGGUUGAGGUGACUAUCAGCGACCCGUAA